CCGCCCCGCCGGGUAGGAGGUAGCCGGCCGUACUUCGGUCUUGGGCGUUCCCCGCGACGGAGUGCCCCACAAUUCGUCUCGGAAGGCAUCCAGGCGGACGAUGGCAGCGACGCGCGUGGAACCGCGCGCCCGCGAGAUCUUCUCCACGCUCGAGUAUGGACCGGUGCCGGAGAGCCACGCAUGCGCACUGGCCUGGCUGGACACCCACGACCGGCUCUUGGGCCACUAUGUCAAUGGAAAGUGGCAGAAGCCAGAACACAGGAAUGCAGCAUCUUGCCAGGAUCCUGUCACAGGGGAGAACUUGGCCACCUUCCUUCAGGCACAAGAGAAGGAUGUGGGUGCAGCAGUGCAGGCAGCAAGGACAGCAUUUGAGAGCUGGAGUCAACUCCCAGGAACCACAAGGGCUCAGUAUCUGACCAGGCUAGCCAAGAUGAUCCAGAAACACCUGCGGCUGCUGUGGACCCUGGAGUCCCUGUUUACUGGGAGGGCAGUCCGAGAAAUUCGAGAUGGGGACAUCCCUCUGGCCCAGCAGCUGCUUCAGUACCAUGCAAUCCAGGCGCACAUCCAGGAGGAAGCACUGGCAGACUGGGAGCCCAUGGGAGUUGUUGGCCUCAUCCUGCCACCCACCUUCUCCUUCAUGGAUAUGAUGUGGAGAGUGUGUCCUGCCCUGGCUGUGGGCUGCACUGUAGUGGCCCUCGUGCCUCCAUCCUCCCCAACACCCCUCCUCCUGGCCCAGCUGGCAGGGGAGCUCAGCCCCUUUCCAGGGAUCCUGAACGUGCUUAGUGGCCCAACCUCACUGGCACCUGCUCUGGUUUCUUGGCCUGGAGUCCAGAAGGUGGUGUUCUGUGGAGCUGUGGAGGAAGGACGUGCUCUACGGAGGUCCUUGGCAGGCAAGGGAGCCACACUGGGCCUGGCCCUGGGCACAGAAUCACUGCUGCUGCUGACAGACUCAGCGGAUGUGGACUCAGCUGUAGAGGGUGUUGUGGAUGCGGCCUGGUCAGACCGCAGCCCGGGGGGCCUCAGGCUCCUCAUCCAAGAAUCUGUGUGGGAUGAGGCUGUGAGACGCCUUCAGGGCAGGAUGGGGCGGCUACGGAGCGGCCGAGGCUUGGAUGGAGCCGUGGACAUGGGGACGCGUGGAGCUGCUGCCCAUGACCUGGCACAGUGCUAUGUGCGUGAAGCCCAGAGCCAGGGUGGAGAGGUGUUCCAGGCUGGUGACAUACCCUCCAACAACCCAUUCUUCCCCCCAACCUUGAUCUCUGGUCUGCCCCCAGCUGCCCCAUGUUUCCAGGCAGAGGUGCCCUGGCCUGUGGUCGUGGCCUUCCCUUUCCGCACAGCCAAGGAGGCUCUGGCCCUAGCCAAUGGGACACCCCGGGGAGGCAGUGCCAGCGUGUGGAGUGAACGACUGGGUCAGGCCCUGGAGUUGGGCUACAGGCUCCUGGCAGGAACAGUGUGGAUCAAUGCUCAUGGCCUCCAAGAUCCUGCCGUGCCUAUUGGUGGCUGCAAGGAGAGUGGCUCUUCCUGGCACGGGGGCCCAGAUGGUCUGUAUGAAUAUCUGCGGCCCUUGGGGACCCCCCCACAGCCGCCCUACUUUUGCGAAAGUCUCAAUUAUGACACUUUUGGCCUUGCUGUCCCCUCCACCUUGCCUGCUGAGCUGGAAAUUGGAUCGAGCCCAGAACCCCCUUACGGGCUGUUCGUUGGGGGCCGUUUCCAGGCUCCUGGUGCCCGGAGCUCUAGGCCCAUCCAGGAUUCUUCUGGCAACCUCCAUGGCUAUGUGGCUGAGGGUGGAGCCAAGGACAUUCGGGGUGCUGUGGAGGCUGCUCACCAGGCCGCCCCUGGCUGGGCGGUCCAGUCUCCAGCAUCCAGGGCAAGCCUGCUGUGGGCCCUGGCUGCAGCACUGGAGCGCAGGACACCUGCCCUGGUCUCACGGCUGGAGAGGCAGGGAGCAGAACUAAAGGCUGCCAGGGCAGAGGUGGAGCUGAGUGUGAGGCGACUCCGGAAAUGGGGGGCCCAGGUGCAGGCUCAAGGUCACACCCCACAGGUAGCAGGCCUGAAAGGCCCUGUGCUCCGGCUUCGGGAGCCCCUGGGAGUGCUGGCUAUCGUUUGCCCCAAUGAGUGGCCCCUGCUUGCCUUUGUGUCCCUGCUGGCCCCUGCCCUGGCCCAUGGCAAUGCUGUGGUAUUGGUGCCUAGUGAGACCUGUCCCCUCCUAGCCCUGGAGGUCUGUCAGGAUAUGGCCUCCCUGUGUCCCGCCGGCCUGGUGAAUGUGGUGACAGGAGAUCGGGACCACCUGACUCGCUGCCUGGCCUUGCACCAAGACAUCCAGGCCCUGUGGUAUUUUGGUUCUGCCCAGGGAUCCCAGUUUGUGGAGUGGGCCUCUGCUGGAAACCUCAAGCCUGUGUGGGUAAAUGGGGGCAGCUUGAGGGCCUGGGAUCAACAAACUGAGGGAGCAGGGCCAGAGCUGGGCCUGCGUGCAGCAAGAACCAAGGCCCUGUGGGUACCGAUGGGGGACUGAUGCCUGAUGCCACCCACUCCAGCUCCAAUUCCAAUGGACACCAGAUGCCUGGAACUUUCCCCUCUCAAUAAACUGUGCCAGCAACGCUGACUGUACUUCUGACGGGGGCGGGAGCAGCAGCUCCUGCUCUCAAAGGUCCAGUGGGUGGCUACCAGACAACAGGGCACUUGUAGAACCAAUAAAUGGGCUCAGAACCCUA
This is a messenger RNA of Jaculus jaculus (lesser Egyptian jerboa), 2708 nucleotides long. It is a transcript of the gene Aldh16a1, whose product is annotated as aldehyde dehydrogenase 16 family member A1. The transcript has 17 exons. The record is from RefSeq and is a predicted model, not a curated record. Gene Ontology annotation, molecular function: oxidoreductase activity, acting on the aldehyde or oxo group of donors, NAD or NADP as acceptor. Lineage: Eukaryota; Metazoa; Chordata; Mammalia; Rodentia; Dipodidae. The coding region runs from base 101 to 2509 and encodes 802 amino acids.